Messenger RNA from Anopheles cruzii, 1521 nucleotides. It is a transcript of the gene T3dh, whose product is annotated as probable hydroxyacid-oxoacid transhydrogenase, mitochondrial. Gene Ontology annotation, cellular component: mitochondrion. Lineage: Eukaryota; Metazoa; Arthropoda; Insecta; Diptera; Culicidae. Gene Ontology annotation, molecular function: alcohol dehydrogenase (NAD+) activity; metal ion binding. The coding region runs from base 66 to 1469 and encodes 467 amino acids. The transcript is spliced from 4 exons. The record is from RefSeq and is a predicted model, not a curated record.
UCACAGGUUGUUUUGCAGAAUGCUGGAAAAGUCUGAAACAACGGACUAAUUCAACGUACCUAAAGAUGUGGACUCGUGGAAGGAUUGUGAGCCUUAUGCGCACAGUAACAAGUGGCAGCUGCAGUUGUCCUGCGCAUUCACGUUUGGACGUGGCCGUCGGAGGGAAAGGUCAACACAGCUUACCGCCCGAGAAGGAAUAUGCUUUCGAGAUGUCGUCAUCGACGAUCCGCUACGGUCCCGGCGUUACCCGCGAGCUUGGGUCCGAUCUGGCAAACCUGAACGCCAAGAACGUUUGCGUCGUUACCGACCGGAACGUGAUGGAACUGGCUUCGGUGAAGCAGGGGCUGGACUCGAUGGUUCAUGCCGGCGUGUCCACUGUGCUUUUCACCGAUGUGCGCAUCGAACCAACGAACGAAAGCUUGCAGGUGGCGAUCGAUUUCGCACGGCAACACAGCUUCGACGCUUUCGUGGCGAUCGGUGGCGGUUCGGUGAUCGAUACGUGCAAGGCGGCCAACCUUUACAGCGCCGAUCGCACAGCAGAGUUCCUGGACUAUGUUAAUGCACCGAUCGGGAAAGCGAAAGAGGUAACCGUCCCCUUGAAGCCCCUGAUCGCGGUACCGACAACCGCCGGGACGGGUUCGGAAACGACCGGGGUCGUCAUUUUUGACCACAAACCACUGCACCCCAAGACGGGAAUUUCAAGCAAAGCGCUGCGGCCAACACUGGGCUUGGUGGAUCCGCUGCACACUCUCUCCCAACCGGAAAAGGUAGCCGCGUACUGUGGAUUCGAUGUGUUCUGUCAUGCACUGGAGAGUUUCACCGCCAUUCCGUAUACCGAACGGGGACCGGCACCGGUCAAUCCGAAGCUCCGGCCACCAUACCAGGGCAGCAAUCCUAUCUCGGACGUGUGGGCCCGGUUCGCACUGGACACGAUACGCAAACACUUCAAAGCGGCAGUCUUUCAGCCGGACAAUCUGGAGGCACGGUCACAGAUGCAUCUCGCAUCGACGAUGGCCGGUGUUGGGUUCGGUAAUGCGGGUGUCCACCUUUGCCACGGUCUGUCGUACCCAAUCGCCGGGCUCGUGAAACGCUUCGUUCCCGAAGGCUACACGGCCAACCAUCCGAUCAUCCCUCACGGGCUUUCGGUGGUGAUGACGGCCCCGGCGGUUUUCCGUUUCACCGGAGCCAGCUGCCCGGAGCGACACCUGGAGGCGGCCGCAAUUCUGGGCGCCGAUGUUUCCAAGAGCCACCGAAAGGACGCUGGAGCGAUACUGUCCGACAUUGUACGAAGCUACAUGCACGAGCUGCAAAUCGAAAACGGUCUAGCGGCCCUCGGCUUCGAGUACUCCGACAUUCCCGCGCUGGUCAAAGGCACACUGCCCCAGGAACGCAUCACGAAGUUGGCGCCACGUGCACAGUCUGAAGCGGAUCUUGCGCACCUGUUCGAGGACUCACUCACCGUGUACUGAUCGUCAGAGCGCCAUCUGGGAGAAGUUUUAUGUGCGUAAAAAUAAAAUCGGA